This is a messenger RNA of Sciurus carolinensis (gray squirrel), 414 nucleotides long. Its product is annotated as keratin-associated protein 4-4-like. The record is from RefSeq and is a predicted model, not a curated record. The transcript has a single exon. Lineage: Eukaryota; Metazoa; Chordata; Mammalia; Rodentia; Sciuridae. Bases 1 to 414 code for a protein of 137 amino acids.
AUGUGCAAUUCCUGUUGUGGAUCCUGCUGCUCUGGCCAGGGCUGUGGCUGCUGCCAGCCCAGGUGCUGCCAGACCACCUGCUGCAGGACCACCUGCUGCCGUCCCAGCUGCUGCUGCAGCCCCUGCUGUGGUGGGUGCGGUGGCUGUGGUGGCUCCAGUGGCUGUGGUGGGUGCAGUGGCUGUGGCUCCUGCUGCUGCCGCCCCAUCUGCUGUAGAACCACCUGCUGCAGGACCACCUGCUGCCGCCCCAGCUGCUGUGGCUCCUGCUGCAGCCCCUGCUGUGGUGGCUCCAGUGGCUUUGGUGGGUGCGGGGGCUGUGGUGGGUGUGGUGGCUGUGGCUCCUGCUGCUGCCGCCCCAUCUGCUGUAGAACCACCUGCUGCAGGACCACCUGCUGCCGCCCCAGCUGCUGCUAG